Molecule: messenger RNA, 4964 nt
Organism: Anguilla anguilla (European eel)
Lineage: Eukaryota; Metazoa; Chordata; Actinopteri; Anguilliformes; Anguillidae
Gene: mapkapk2a
Product: MAPK activated protein kinase 2a
Exons: 10
Coding region: 472-1581 (369 amino acids)
Biological process (GO): toll-like receptor signaling pathway; cellular response to vascular endothelial growth factor stimulus; protein autophosphorylation
Cellular component (GO): nucleus; cytoplasm
Molecular function (GO): ATP binding; calcium-dependent protein serine/threonine kinase activity; calcium/calmodulin-dependent protein kinase activity
Source: RefSeq, a predicted model, not a curated record
GCGAAAAACUGCACGGGGACUGGCCUGAAAGUGGAGUCGUUGCGCUCGAGACAACGCUCGCGACAUGUCCGUUUUCUUUCUUUCUUAUUUUCAAAAGUCUGCGGUUUGUUUUUAGUGUAAGUUACGCAUUGAGUGGGACCUGGAGCCCAGCCGUUUAAUGAGAACGAAACCAACAGGUUUCCCCCGCACUAAAAUAGGCAAGAAGAAGCAGUCCAGCCCUCGGAAUGGAUAUGACUGCGGUAGUUAACUAGCUAUCAUUAAAAAAUAAUCACAGAUUUGGUUGUUCCGGUUUUUUGCGCUGGCUACAAUACCAAGCAGCUCAAUCAGGAUACGCAACUUAAUCCGACGUGUCAGUUAGCUACUAGUUACGGCUAACGUUAUUAACUCUAUCUGCCUUAACAACUACGAACUAAAAGGGUUGAUCUCGGCCGGAGCGGGCGGACCUUUGGAGGAGGGAAACUGGCAUUCGCGAUGCUGUCCAACGCUCAGAACCCGGCGCUGCUUCUCCAGUCUCACCCAAAGCCCACACUGCAAAUUAAGAAAAAUGCGAUAACGGACGAUUACAAGGUCACGCGUCAGGUCCUUGGGCUAGGAAUUAAUGGAAAGGUUUUAGAAAUCUUUCAGAAGAAAGACGGGGAAAAGUACGCUUUAAAGAUGCUGCAGGACUGUGCGAAGGCUCGGAGGGAGGUGGAGCUGCACUGGAGGGCCUCGCCCUGCUCCCACAUUGUGCGCAUCGUGGACGUCUACGAGAACCUGUACCAGGGGAAGAAGUGCCUGCUCAUCGUCAUGGAAUGUAUGGAUGGAGGAGAACUGUUCAGCCGCAUCCAAGACCGGGGAGACCAAGCCUUCACUGAGAGAGAGGCCUCAGACAUCAUGAAGAGCAUCGGAGAGGCCAUCCAGUUUUUGCACGCCAUUAACAUCGCCCACAGGGACGUGAAGCCAGAGAACCUGCUGUAUACCUCAAAAAGACCCAAUGCAGUCCUCAAACUGACAGACUUUGGGUUUGCCAAAGAAACCACAACACACAACUCCCUAGCAACACCUUGCUAUACUCCGUACUACGUGGCUCCAGAGGUGCUUGGUCCUGAAAAGUAUGACAAGUCGUGCGACAUGUGGUCUCUGGGAGUCAUCAUGUACAUCCUGCUCUGCGGAUACCCGCCCUUUUACUCGAACCAUGGCUUGGCCAUUUCCCCCGGCAUGAAGAAGAGGAUCCGCAUGGGCCAGUACGAGUUCCCCAACCCGGAGUGGGCGGACGUCUCUGAGCAAGCCAGGCAGCUGAUCCGCACGCUGUUGAAGACGGAGCCCACGCAGCGGAUGACCAUCACUGAGUUCAUGAACCAUCCCUGGAUCAACCAGUCGAUGGAGGUCCCUCAGACCCCCCUGCACACCAGCCGUGUGCUAAAGGAGGAGAAGGACACUUGGGAGGAUGUGAAGGAGGAAAUGACCAGUGCCCUUGCUACCAUGAGAGUGGACUAUGAGCAAAUCAAAAUCAAGACCAUUGAGGAUUCCUCCAAUCCGCUACUGGCGAAGAGGAGGAAGAAGGCCAAAACAGGCAGAGAGACAGAGACAUCGGACACCUAAGAGACGCGUGGCGUGUGCGUGUGCGUGUGCGUGUACGCUCCGAGAAACACGUGGCGUGUGGACAUACACUCCGGGCUGUACAAUGGAAGCAAUAACCUUCGGCAGAAUGAAAUUGUGAGAGUUAAAUUGCAUGGAUUUUCAGAAAACCUACAGAUGAUCACAAGUUUAUUUUUCAUUGCUCAUUUAAUUUUUUAAAGAAACAUUUCUUUUUAUUCUGAAAAAUGUUUAACAAAUCGGCCACUCCUGUAAAAGGGCAUAAAAAGCAGGUUAAGGAUCAGAGAUUAUGAAGCAGGACAUGAGAGGCUGAGAUUAUGAAGCAGGACAUGAGAGGCUGAGAUUAUGAAGCAGGACAUGAGAGGCUGAGAUUAUGAAGCAGGACAUGAGAGGCUGAGAUUAUGAAGCAGGACAUGAGAGGCUGAGAUUAUGAAGCAGGACAUGAGAGGCUGAGAUUAUGAAGCAGGACAUGAGAGGCUGAGAUUAUGAAGCAGGACAUGAGAGGCUGAGAUUAUGAAGCAGGACAUGAGAGGCUGAGAUUAUGAAGCAGGACAUGAGAGGCUGAGAUUAUGAAGCAGGACAUGAGAGGCUGAGAUUAUGAAGCAGGACAUGAGAGGUUGAGAGCAGGUAGUUUUGAUAAGUGUUAUUGCCCAUAUGUUUAUUUUCAUACUGUGUUGAGUCUUCAGGCCAUUACAGGAGAGCCGGUUGGUUGUUCCUCUUCAGGUUUGUCUCAUUAGCAAAACCAUCCCCUGAUGGCACACUACUGCUGUCAUAAUGCAGUAUGUUUUUCAUUUUUAAUGUUUUAGAGGUUUGGUAGAUGACGGGAAAAGUGAGCUGGGACUGGAAUAUCUGCUCUGCGUUCAUAUGCAGACCCGCUGAAUUAAGCCCCUGAUUCAGCCCUGCGAUGGUCUGCUGCUAAAUUAAGCCCCUGAUUCAGCUCUGCUAUGGAUGGUCUGCUGCUAAAUUAAGCCCCUGAUUCAGCCCUGCGAUGGUCUGCUGCUAAAUUAAGCCCCUGAUUCAGCCCUGCGAUGGUUGGCUGCUAAAUUAAGCCCCUGAUUCAGCCCUGCGAUGGUCUGCUGCUAAAUUAAGCCCCUGAUUCAGCCCUGCGAUGGUCUGCUGCUGAAUUAAGCCCCUGAUUCAGCCCUGUGAUGGAUGGUCUGCUGCUAAAUUAAGCCCCUGAUUCAGCCCUGCGAUGGUCUUCCGCUGAAUUAAGCCCCUGAUUCAGCUCUGAUCAAAGUGACUCUGCUAGCUUCCCUAGCAAGAGAACAAGAGAACAAGGGAUAGAGGAGAGCAGGAGAGGAGGAGGAGAGGGAAGGAGGUGAAGCAGGGAGGAGAGUGGCCAUCUGGAGCAUUAUCCAUGCUCUUAUUAUGACAAUAUGAUUCUACAGUCUGAAGCAUUAUCGCUGCUUUUAUUAUGACAGUAUGAUUUUACCAUCUCACGCAUUAUCCCUGCUUUUAUUAUGACAGUAUGAUUUUACCAUCUGGAGUCGAGCAUUAUUUCAUUUGUUUGUUUGAUUGUGCACCAAAUGUGCGUGUUAGUCCAGAGGGGUAUAAUUUCAACAUGUUAUGUACAUUGUCAGUUUUGUAUAUCCAUCUUUUCAAAUUAGAGUAUUAAGAUUCUGUUUGUUCUGUGUGUUUUCAAUAAUGUGUACAAAUUGGUGUUAAAUACAUUGCUACAAUGUGAUGUGACCUUAGGUAUAAUAUCAUGUUACACCUGUGUGCAGUGUGAUAUCAUUUUAUACCAGUGUGCUGUUUGAUAUCAUUUUACACCAGUGUGUUGUUUGAUAUCAUUUUACACCAUAGUGUGCUGUAUGAUAUCACUUUACACCAUAAUGUGCUGUAAGUAUAUCAUUUUACAGAACAGUGUGUUGUUUGUUAUCAUUUUACACCACAGUGUGCUGUGUGAUGUCAUUUUACACCACAGUGUGUUGUAUGAUGUCAUUUUACACCACAGUGGGCUGUAUAACUUUACAUCACAGUGUGCUGUGUGAUAUAACUUUACACCACAGUGUUGUUUGAUAUCAUUUUACACCACAGUGUGCUGUGUGAUAUCAUUUUACACCACAGUGUUGUUUGAUAUCAUUUUACACAACAGUGUUGUGUGAUAUCAUUUUACACCCCAGUGUUGUUUGAUAUCAUUUUACACCACAGUGUGCUCUGAGCUCCUGGAGCUGAAUGGACUAGGCUCCACUUUGACUCUGGAGCUCUGGUUUCAUGGUCCGCUGCAGAGAACCUUCCAGUGAAUUAUAACAAGCUUUACCUGCAGGGGGAACUGCAGGGGUAACUACCGUUUAUUUCAGUAUGGUCAUGUCCUUCUUCACUUGAAUGACAGACUGGAUUCUUUAGUGCAGUUAGCAUUCCGUUAGCACAGGCUUAAUGAAGCCAUAUUCACAUCUGCGUUUCAAACUUUGGCUGCGUAGCAGUAACUUAAGCUGGGUCCCGUGCAGCAGUGAAAAUGGACUAAAGGCUUGUUUAAGAAAAGUGGUGUGAAUAGUUGUAAUUGAUUGAUUUAUAAAGUGUACAUAGUCAAACGGCAAUCAGACUUGGUUUCCUGUGUUCUGCACUGAAGGCAAAAGCAUGGCUUUAGCCGAGAGUCCUUCUGCAGGAAGAGACCUGCUCACUGCACAGGCUUCUUUUUCAAAGAUACUAAGAGUUACAACUUUCCAGCUUUUUGUUCAUUGUCCGUGUGAGUACACAAACUGGUGUCCUCAAAGCAGAACUGGCCUCUUUGGGAAAAGGAGAGUGUGUGCGCUGUCCCUGCCAUUAAAUCCAGCUCUGAUAGCAUGCUGAUCAGGCCACACAAUUCCCCCCCAACCCCGACCAGAAGCCCACGUUAGCACUCGCUCCUUCCCCUGCACACCCUUUCAUUCACAUCUGCAAAGUUACAGGCAUCUGAAAAACAGGGCUACCAUGCCACCCCCAAAGGGAGCCGUUUUAGCUGUUUUUUUAUUGGCCAUUAGGUCAUUUGUCAUUGUUAAUUGGUCAGCUGUCUUCCUCCACGGAAGGAUAGCAGGGAUGAAUGAUCAUGGAAGUUCCAGUCCAUGCCAAGAGCAAGUUGCCUGAGCUACGUGCCCUAGCCCAUUGUGGAACUACAUCCACAGGAAAUGACAUCAUGGAGACAGGAUAUACCAGCUUGCGUCUUAUUUUCAGUUGGCUUGUUCUUGUUUGAGCGCAGUCGGUAGAGGUGCGUGUGGUCAGGUUUUGUGUCGGUGCUGAGGGUGCGUGCGGCUCGUGGGCGUGCUCUUCACCGCUCACAGCUCCAGUUUCACCAGACCACUCCUUUUCCGCCGCGUACGAGAGCACAGGCGCAUCUUUUUUAUUUUUAUGUCAAACUGCUGUACUGAUGUCCCGGUCCGCUUUUAUUCUGGAUUAAAAGAUUUUGAAAAUGA